UUUUCGGCAAAAUGGCGGAAGGUGCGUCGAUUGUUCCCGAGUUGGAAACUCAGAAGAACGAAAUAACCAAUAUUUCUCAGAAAAAUUUAAAAAAGGGAGAUGUUUGGUGUUUGAUUGAUAAUAAAUGGUUCAAACAAUGGAAAAAGUAUGUGGGUUACGACAGUUGGGAGACCUCAAAUAUUGGAGAUCGUGCAACUCAUCCUGGCCCGAUAGAUAAUUCCCCACUCUUGAAAGAUGAUGGAAGUAAUGAGAUCAAAGAUCAUCUUAUAGAUGAGUUAGAUUAUGUUCUGUUGCCAGAAGAAGCAUGGGACCUCCUGGUAGAGUGGUAUGGGAUGACAGAGGGACAGCAGUCCAUCCCUCGCAAAGUUGUUGAAUAUGGCAUGUUCGUCAAGCACUGCAAAGUUGAAGUUUAUCUAGUGGAAUUUAAAUUAUGCUUAAAUAGUGAUUUAGAACAUGUUGUAACUAAAAAGUUUAGCAAAUCUGAUACUAUAGACUUUAUAGAGAAGGAAAUGAGGACUCUCUUCAAUAUCUCGGACGAAAAGGAAACUCGGCUCUGGAAUCGGUACAGCAGUAACACUUAUGAGCACCUUAGCAACAAAGAGAGUACAGUUCAGGAUGCUGGACUCUAUCAUGGUCAGGUUCUCAUUAUAGAAGAAAAGAAUGACGAUGGAACUUGGCCUAGACAAGUCAAGAUUACAAGUGCUGCCCUCGCUUAUACAAAUUCCACAAGUACGGGUGCAGGAGAUAGCAGAACCUAUAACAACCAGACCAGUACCAUGGCCACGAGGAGUUAUGGGAGUGUUGGCGGAGGCAACUAUGGUGGCUCAAGUUAUUCUGCUUAUAAUGAGUAUCACUCAGGUGGAGGAGGGAGCGUUCAUCCUGGCCUCUGUGGUUUGAGCAAUCUUGGAAAUACUUGCUUCAUGAACUCUGCACUACAGUGUAUGAGCAACACACCUUCCCUUGUAGACUAUUUCCUGCAGGAUCACUAUUGGGGAGAACUAAACAAGGACAACCCUCUUGGUAUGCAGGGGGAGAUUGCCAAGUCAUUUGGAGAACUCGUGAAAAACAUGUGGUGUGGGCGUUAUUCGUACACAGUUCCCAGGAAUUUCAAGAUGAUUGUCGGAAGAUUUGCCCCACAGUUCUCUGGUUACCAACAGCAGGAUUGCCAAGAACUGAUGGCCUUCCUGCUGGAUGGACUCCACGAAGAUCUCAAUCGAGUCAAGAAAAAACCCUACAUAGAAUUGAGUGAUGCAGAUGGGCGACCUGAUGAGCUUGUUGCAAAGGAGGCUUGGGAAAACUAUCUGAAGCGAAAUAAUUCCAUUAUUGUGGACAUCUUCCAUGGCCUAUUGAAGUCAACCCUGGUGUGUCCUGAGUGCUCCAAGGUGUCUGUUACCUUUGAUCCCUUCUGUUACCUGUCCCUGCCUUUGCCCAUUAAGAAAGAGCGCCAUAUUGAGAUCCUGCUUGUCACAGAUAACCCAGAGAAGAGGCCGAUGAAGAUGAAAGUGACUGUACCAAAAAUGGGUAACGUGAAAGACCUUUGUGAAGCUGUCAGCCGCAAGACCUGCAUUCCGGCCGUUAACUUAAUAGUUGCUGAUGUAUAUAAUCACAAAUUGCAUAAAAUAUUCAAAAAAGAAGAAAGUUUAACUAAUAUCCUGGAAAGAGACGAAAUUUUUGUAUAUGAAAUGCCUGUUUCUAAAGAUCCUGACAAUGCUUUCUACAUGAUUCCUGUAUACUUGAAAGAAAGAAAACCCAAACCUGGAAUGGGAUAUGGCGCUACGUCGUCUACUCUUUUUGGCCAUCCCUUCUUUGUGCCCGUCCCUGUCGAAAGUUGCUCCUUUGAUCAACUUUACCACAUACUCUCGCAUUUUAUGAAGAGGUAUACAAAGUUUCCCCAGACAGAAGAAGAUUGGGAAAUAAUCGAUUCUGAGGAAGUGGAAAAACAGAAUGGAGAGAUGGAAUUGACGAAUGGCGAAGACUAUGACAGUGAGCAUUCUGAGGGUGAGAAAGAUGGUACCAUGGAGAGCAAUGAAGAAGGGGGUCGAGACAAGCGACAUAUCUUUAGCAUUCACAGUGUCAAUGCGCUAGGCAGCAUGGAUGUAGAGCACCUGGAUGACCGAGGCAGUCUACUCAAACUGGAUCGCAAGAUGUAUCUAGCUGUUGAAUGGGAAGAGAAAAUGAAAGAAAAGUGCAUCAAUGAAAAAGAACUAUUGGCAUAUACAGUGCACGAUUCGAUGAGCGUUCGUGUCUCUCAGAAGAAGCAAGUGAUUCAACUAAGUGAGUGCCUAGAGCUGUUUACUACUGUAGAGAAACUGGGUGCAGAGGACCCUUGGUUCUGUCCCUCAUGUCGCCGGCAUCAGCAGGCCACCAAGAAAUUUGACCUCUGGUCUCUACCUCAAGCCUUGAUUAUUCAUCUGAAGAGAUUCUCUUACAACCGGUACUGGAGGGAUAAGAUUGACUCCCUGGUUGAGUUCCCUGUCAAUGGUCUUAACAUGGCCAAGUACGUUCUCAAUCCAUCCCAUGGCCCUGCAGUCUAUGAUCUUGUAGCGGUCGCUAAUCACUUUGGAGGAAUGGGAGGAGGACAUUAUACAGCAUACGGGAAAAACAAGCUGAAUGGUCUCUGGUAUUACUUUGAUGACAGCAGUGUCACACAAUCCUCCGAAGAUAAUGUUGUUUCUAAAGCUGCCUAUGUGUUGUUCUACAUGAGGAGGGACUCCCACCGAUCCUCUCUGUCUGCCGCACUGGGGGCGCCACGCAUCACGCGAGAUGACGAUGCCUCUUCUAGUGACGAGGAUUGCAGCAUGGAUGUUAACUAGAACAUUCGAGUUUUCACCGACCCAAGGACUCUCGACGAGCGCAGGAGAAGAGACUUUCCAUUUUGCCCGUUUGUUUCUUUGCUUACUGUCCCGAUGCUUUCAAGAGAGACGAGUGGAAUGAGCUUUUUGCAAAGAGACAAGCCAACCAAAAUUGUAAAUUUGAAUUGAAGAACGAUCCACUGAGAGCUCUCGCAAUACUCACCCGAAACUUUUUUUUUUUUCCAAAUCCUUUGCCGAGUUACGUUUUGUCCUUCUUGCGGAGUCGCCCCGUGCGAGCUCUUCCCCGACACUGUGAUUUUGUGUGUUUCUUUCUUCCUCCUGCCCCGGGGAAUCGAGUGAGUGGAGUCAAAAGGAUGCUUCUGCCUUAACAUGGUUUUUGUUCGUUCGGCCCGGAGAGCGAGUGUACAUAGGAGUCUCGGGAGGGGCUCCGGUUUCCCUCCUCCAAAAAAUCCGAGGACGUGGAAUCUUGAAUUACUUGUAAUAUAUUGUGCUAUACAUUACAGAAUUUUAAUUUAUUUCACUUAAUAAAUUUUAUUAGGGUA
Uloborus diversus is the source of this 3355-nucleotide messenger RNA. RefSeq names its product ubiquitin carboxyl-terminal hydrolase 4-like. Gene Ontology annotation, molecular function: cysteine-type deubiquitinase activity. The transcript has 22 exons. Gene Ontology annotation, biological process: protein deubiquitination. Bases 12 to 2813 code for a protein of 933 amino acids. Lineage: Eukaryota; Metazoa; Arthropoda; Arachnida; Araneae; Uloboridae. The record is from RefSeq and is a predicted model, not a curated record.